Phragmites australis (common reed) is the source of this 2347-nucleotide messenger RNA. Its product is annotated as wall-associated receptor kinase-like 21. The coding region runs from base 103 to 2184 and encodes 693 amino acids. The record is from RefSeq and is a predicted model, not a curated record. NCBI's taxonomy places the organism in Eukaryota, Viridiplantae, Streptophyta, Magnoliopsida, Poales, Poaceae. The transcript is spliced from 3 exons. Gene Ontology annotation, biological process: protein phosphorylation. Gene Ontology annotation, molecular function: ATP binding; protein kinase activity.
CUCUCUCGUGUUGCAAAUUUGCAAUAUUAGGCAUGUACAACCAGUUAAAGGUUGCACAAAAUCUCCCAAGACAGAGUAAAGGCCAGUGAACAAGCUACCUACAUGGAAAUCCCCGUCCUCUUCCUCUUCCUCUUCCUCUUCUUGCUCCUCCAUGCAACCAUCUCCGCCGCCACCGGCGGCGGCGGCGGGUGCAACCGCCUGUGCAACGGCACCGUCGUCCCAUACCCCUUCGGCUUCUCCGUCGAUUGUCCCAUCCUUCUCGCCUGCAACGAUUCCACCUCCACGGCGCUCCUGCCACACACCGCUACCGCGGAGGCGCCGUACCCGAUCCGGUCGUUCAACUCCACGGCCUCUACCCUCGUCGUCUCCCUGGCGCCCUCGUGUAACCGCAGCGUCCCCGAGGCCAAGGAGUCGCUCAGCGGCGCCGGCUACGGUGUCUCCUCCCGCACCGGGCUCUUCCUCCGCCGUGGCUGCCGCACGCCGGCGGUCUCAAACUGCUCUGUCCCGGGGGACUUCAUGACCAGUAUACUCCGCACGGUGCAGUGCGGUGGCACCGGCAACGACACGGCCUGGACGUGCGUCACCUCGGUACCGAACACCACCGCGGCGGCGAUGGGGCAGCGCCAGUUCCUGGAGUGGGCGAACGUGGAGGCCGCCGGGUGCGACGACGCUCUGACGGCGGCGCUGUAUGGGGAGACGCCGCAGGGGGUGCCGUCGUUGGAGUUCGGCGUGGUGGAGCUGGGCUGGUGGCUCAACGGGACUUGCGCCGGGGCCGGCCAGUGCGCGGAGAACGCGAUGUGCCACGACGUGGUGACGCCGGGCGGCGCUUCGGGCCACCGGUGCACGUGCCUGGACGGGAUGUCCGGCGACGGGUUCAAGGCCGGCGACGGGUGCCACCCAGCUAAGAAGGGUUCCAAGAAGAAUAUCCCCAUCAUAGUUGCAGGUGCUGUGGUGGGCGUCGCAGCGGUCGCCGGUGUGCUUCUCCUCUGCCGGUUGCAAUGCCGGCGCUCCACCGCCGGACACUCCGGCUCGGGUCGGCUCGCGGCGAUGCGGCUCCUGUGUGAGGCGGCGACGUCGAGCGGCGUGCCGGUGUACUCGUACCACGAGGUGGCUCGCGCGACCAACUCCUUCUCCCACACGCACCGCCUCGGCACGGGCGCCUACGGCACCGUCUACGUCGGCAAGCUCCCCGCGAGCGCGCCGUCGCUCGUGGCCAUCAAGCGCCUGCGCUGCCGCCACCACCACGAGGACGACGGCGACGCUGCGGCGGCGCUGCUGCUCAACGAGAUCAAGCUCAUCUCCUCGGUGAGCCACCCCAACCUUGUCCGCCUCCUCGGCUGCUGCCUCGACCGCGGCGAGCAGAUCCUCGUGUACGAGUACGUGCCCAACGGCACGCUCUCUCAGCACCUCCUCGGCGGCCGCCGGGGAAGCCGCCUGUCGUGGCGCGCGCGCCUUGGCGUGGCCGCGGAGACGGCGGCCGCCAUCGCGUACCUGCACGGCAUGCGGCCGCCCAUCUUCCACCGCGACGUCAAGUCCAGCAACAUCCUCCUCGACGGCGAACUCCGGUCGAAGCUCGCCGACUUCGGCUUGUCCCGCUCCGUCGACCGCCUCGAGGCGUCGCGCUCGCAUGUCUCCACCGCGCCGCAGGGCACGCCCGGGUACGUCGACCCAGAGUACCACCAGAACUUCCACCUCUCCGACAAGAGCGACGUGUACAGCUUCGGCGUCGUACUGCUCGAGCUCAUCACCGCCAUGAAGGUCGUCGACUUCGACCGGCCGGCGACCGAGAUCAACCUCGCCUCCCUGGCGCUCGACCGCAUCGGCAAAGGCAAAGUCAACGAGAUCGUUGACCCGGUGCUCGUUGACCACGACGAGGAGUGGGUCAUGGAGUCGGUCUGUCAUGUCAGCGAGUUGGCAUUCCGGUGCCUCGCGUUCCAGAAGGACGUCCGGCCGUGCAUGAACGAGGUGGCCGCCGAGCUGUGCCGGAUCAGGGCCGCCGCCCCGGACUCCGAUUCCAAUCCCAGGUCCGGGCUCGGGCCUAUGAUCGGCCUCCAGAUCGAAACGGGCUUUGAUGGCCCGGACACGGUGGCGAGGAAGGUGGUUUCGCCGGUGUCAGUGCAGGAGGUGUGGGUCAGCGAUCAGAGCUCGCCGUCGACCAACGGCUCCAAGCCGCGCUUUUCAUAACUAAGCUAGUUCUUUGUACACUGCGGAAAUGAGAUGAACUUACCAAUUUUUUUUAUCAUUAAGCGCAGCUAAAUUCACUCCACGGGAUUUUAAAACCAUUCAUUGUUGUAUUGUAUAGUUAUAUUACAUGCAAAUAUGUAAUGCUCAAUAUUAUCCAUUAUUU